Messenger RNA from Solea senegalensis (Senegalese sole), 691 nucleotides. RefSeq names its product low choriolytic enzyme-like. The coding region runs from base 51 to 593 and encodes 180 amino acids. Gene Ontology annotation, molecular function: zinc ion binding; metalloendopeptidase activity. The transcript is spliced from 8 exons. Gene Ontology annotation, biological process: proteolysis. The record is from RefSeq and is a predicted model, not a curated record. Lineage: Eukaryota; Metazoa; Chordata; Actinopteri; Pleuronectiformes; Soleidae.
ACAAUUUUUCUAACCUCUUUCUCUAUGCUUAUCUCAGCUCUUCUGCAGCCAUGUUCUUUUCGUGGUCUCUUGUGGUCCUGCUUCUGGUGUCCUCUACCUGGGCUGAGGAAGUUAAUGUUGAAGAGGAAACAUCCAGGGAGCUCUCCGUCGGUGAACUGCUGGAGAGAGCCAACAGAGAACGCAAGGAUCCACAGUUAGCAAAUAGCUGCUACUCAUAUGUGGGUCGUACGGGUGGUGCUCAGGUUGUGUCUCUGAGUCGUCAGGGUUGCCUGUACCACAGCACCGUCCAGCAUGAGCUGCUCCACGCCCUUGGGUUCAACCAUGAGCAGACUCGCUCCGACAGGGACAACCACAUCUUGGUGUACUGGGAAAACAUCAUUGACGACAUGGAAUACAACUUUUACAAGAUUGACACUCUUAACCAGGGAACUCCUUAUGACUACAACUCUGUCAUGCAAUAUGAGAGGAAUGCCUUCUCCAAGAACAACCGCCCGACUAUGGUGCCCAUUCCCAACAACAAUGUAGCCUUUGGUCAGGCCACCCAGAUGAGCCGAAAUGACAUCGACAGGCUGAACAGACUGUACAAGUGCUGAAACAUGAGUGACCUAUGACCUGCUACCAGGGUGACAUCAGAGCAGACAUGCAGAUGAGGAUUUGGAGCUGUUCUCUAACAAUAAACUUGAAAACUUCA